Petromyzon marinus (sea lamprey) is the source of this 2834-nucleotide messenger RNA. RefSeq names its product arylsulfatase B (gene ARSB). The record is from RefSeq and is a predicted model, not a curated record. NCBI's taxonomy places the organism in Eukaryota, Metazoa, Chordata, Hyperoartia, Petromyzontiformes, Petromyzontidae. Gene Ontology annotation, molecular function: sulfuric ester hydrolase activity.
GGUAUAAAUUCCUGCAGUCACGAAAGCUUCAAGUCAAGGUGAGACCUCUCUGUCAUGCAUUACAGAGAACCGUGCGGCAGAUACCGCUAGGCGGCGCAAGGGAACCACACAAAUCACACCACCACCCACCACCCCAUCACCCUCCUACCCUGCUCCAUCCUCUCCCCUCCCUCCUCUUCGGAGGCGGAGCGGAUCUGCGUCCGGCCUGAGCGCACGGAAACGCCGUUUUGACGCACGGCCAACAGGGGGACAAAAGCAGAACACGAAAGAGAAAAUGAUUUGACAUCGACAAGAGACAGAGAGAGAGAGACACAGAGUCCAUGGCAGAUCGCGAGACGAUGAAUCCUGCACCGCAGCUGCUGCUGCUGCUGCUUCUGGUGGUGGCGUGCGUCUCGCCGGCGAGACCUCCUCGUCCUCCUCCACCUCACCUCGUCUUCAUCCUCGCCGACGACUACGGCUGGAACGACGUUGGCUUUCACGGCUCUGAGAUCAGGACCCCGCAGCUGGACAACCUCGCGUGGCACGGCGUCAAGCUGCUACGCUACUACGUGCAGCCCAUUUGCACUCCGUCUCGCAGCCAGCUGAUGUCGGGACGGUACCAAAUCCACACGGGUUUGCAGCACGGCAUCAUCUGGCCCUGCCAGCCCCACUGCCUCCCCAGCGACGAGACGCUGCUGCCCCAGCUGCUGCAGCAGGCCGGCUACGCCACGCACAUGGUCGGGAAGUGGCACCUGGGCAUGUACAAGCGCGAGUGCCUCCCCACGCGCAGGGGCUUCGACUCGUACUUUGGGUACCUGACGGGCAGCGAAGACUACUACUCCCACAAGCGGUGCGUGCCCACGCCGGCCCUCAACCACACGCCCUGUGCGCUGGACUUCAGGGACGGAGAAGCCGUCGCCCAUGGCUACGAGGGAGACUACUCGGCCGGGAUUUUCGUCGACAGGGCCCGGGAGAUUAUUGCGAAGCACAAUCAGAGCAAGCCGCUGUUCCUGUACUUCGCUCUGCAGUCUGUUCACGAGCCCCUGCAAGUCCCGCAGAAGUACCUGGAGCCCUACGCGUUCAUCCGAGACGCCAAGAGGCGGAAGUACGCCGGCAUGGUGUCCAUGAUGGACGAGGCCGUGGGGAAUGUUACCGAGGCCCUGCGGAAGUUCGACUUCUGGAAUAACACCGUGCUUGUCUUCUCCACGGACAACGGAGGGCAGACGCUGGCGGGAGGCAACAACUGGCCGCUGCGUGGCCGCAAGGGCACCCUGUGGGAGGGCGGCGUCCGCGGCGUGGGGUUUGUCGCGAGCCCGCUGCUGGCGAGGCGCGGCAGGGGGGCGGUCUGCGACGAGCUCGUCCACAUCUCCGACUGGCUGCCCACGCUCGUGAACCUCGCCGGGGGGUCGACCGCGGGGACCAAGCCCCUGGACGGAUUCGACGUCUGGAAAGCUAUAAGUGACGGACACCCUUCGCCGCGGGUAGAAAUUCUUCACAACAUCGACCCGAUGUUUGAAGACAAUCUGCCGUGUGCCGUUGAGGGCAAAGCGGAACGGAACGAGAGAUUUCCAUUUCGAUGGAACAAUUCUACCUUCAACAUCUCCAUACAUGCGGCGUUGAGGCAUAAAAACUGGAAGCUUCUCACCGGAGACCCAGGAUGCGGCCAGUGGUUCCCUCCGCCACACGCCGAGGGAGCCACGGAGCCACCGCCGGCGCUCGCGAGCGGCGCUCCCGGGAGACGCGUGCGGCUCUUCGACGUCGUGGCCGACCCGGAGGAGAGGGUGGACCUCUCCGACCGCUUUCCCGACGUGGUGCGGGAGCUGCUGCUCCGCCUGCAGCGCUACGACGAGAGCUCGGUGCCCGUCAGCUACCCGCCCGACGACCCCCGAUGCGACCCCGGGCCCGCGGGGGCGUGGGGUCCGUGGGCCUGAGUUGGCGGGGGGCGCCCCCCCCUCCCCCCCGGGGUGGAUGCCCCCCCCCCCCCCCCCGGGGUGGAUGCCCCGCGUGCCGUCCGUUGUUUGUUCGGACCCUCGGCACUGCCCCACUGAACGAUCGUAGGGAAUCAUUGAUCAUUGUUUUAAUUAACGUGCAGUGCACUGGUUAUUGAUCGAUGAGCGUGCGGGGUAUGGAGCCUUGUGGGCUGCAGCAAUCCCAGUGUGUGGAUUAAAGGUCUACAGUGGCACCAGCGUGUAGCCUGCAGUGAUAGAUGUCUCAGUCUACAGUGGCACCAGCGUGUAGCCUGCAGUGAUAGAUGCCUCAGUCUACAGUGACUCCAGCGUGUAGCCUGUAGUGAUAGAUGUCUCAGUCUACAGUGACACCAGCGUGUAGCCUGCAGUGAUAGAUGUCUCAGUCUACAGUGGCACCAGCGAGUAGCCUGCAGUGAUAGAUGUCUCAGUCUACAGUGACACCAGCGUGUAGCCUGUAGUGAUAGAUGUCUCAGUCUACAGUGGCACCAGCGUGUAGCCUGCAGUGAUAGAUGUCUCAGUCUACAGUGGCACCAGCGAGUAGCCUGCAGUGAUAGAUGUCUCAGUCUACAGUGGCACCAGCGAGUAGCCUGCAGUGAUAGAUGUCUCAGUCUACAGUGGCACCAGCGAGUAGCCUGCAGUGAUAGAUGUCUCAGUCUACAGUGGCACCAGCGAGUAGCCUGCAGUGAUAGAUGUCUCAGUCUACAGUGGCACCAGCGUGUAGCCUGCAGUGAUAGAUGUCUCAGUCUACAGUGGCACCAGCGAGUAGCCUGCAGUGAUAGAUGUCUGUCUACAGUGACACCAGCGUGUAGUCUGCAGUGAUAGAUGUCUCAGUUUAACACGUAGGCUUUCGCGACCAAUAUUAUUCAUAAUAAAGGUUCUUGGGUUAGA